Prunus persica (peach) is the source of this 3367-nucleotide messenger RNA. RefSeq names its product scarecrow-like protein 28. The record is from RefSeq and is a predicted model, not a curated record. Bases 855 to 2948 code for a protein of 697 amino acids. Lineage: Eukaryota; Viridiplantae; Streptophyta; Magnoliopsida; Rosales; Rosaceae. Gene Ontology annotation, molecular function: sequence-specific DNA binding; DNA-binding transcription factor activity. The transcript has a single exon. Gene Ontology annotation, biological process: regulation of DNA-templated transcription. Gene Ontology annotation, cellular component: nucleus.
CAAGAACUAAAAGGCUUAUAGUAUAUAAAAACAGAAGGGUUCUAUGGUUUUUGGUUUCUUUGGGUUGUGAGAGAGAGAGAGAGAGUGAGAGUGCUUAGCUAAGGAGAGAGUUGUCUGCUUCUUCUUGUUGUUUGAUCUUCAGCUUUUUCAUGCAUGCACAUUUAAAGGGCUUCUGGGUUUUGCUUCUGGUUCUGCUUCAGCCAUGGUGGUGAUCUUCAUGGAGGCUCCAAAUGCUAAUCUGGGCCUGCAAAUUUCUCAGAGUUUGAUCCACCAGUUUGAGCUUGUAUGUAUCUGCGUUCUUCCCUAUCACUCUGUUUUUAGCUCCAUGGUGAAACAAAAUCACUGCUUUUCCCAAUGAGCUUUCUUUGAACGUUUUGGAAUCCGAUGAUCUUGUUCUUGUAGGAAUUUAUUCUUUGAUUAGUCUCAAAUUCUUUCAUUCUUUUCUGGGGUUGGGUUCUUAGCAUAUACUCUGAUUGUUUCUUUGAUUCUUUCUUGCAUAAAAAUACACAUAUAGGAACACUCAAACUUAUACACACCUUUUGAUUGAUUUAUUCACUCAUCGGAUUCCUAUUGUUUUUAUUCAGAUUUUUCUGUAGAAAUAUUCUUUCACACACUCACAUAUAGUUUCACAUAGUCUAUCUCUCUGGAUUUCUCUUUCAAUCACAUAUUCAUUCAAAGAUCAUAGAAAUUCUCUGCACAAAACACCAUUCUUUCACAUUUUUAAGCUGUAGAAACCCAAAAGAAGAGAUAGCUAGGGAGUUAAAGAAGAAAGAAAGAAAAACACAUUGGGUGGGUGAAUAUUAGUUGCACAAACAUUAACCAAGAUAAAAACCAAAAUUGGAACAUCAUAGAGGAUGUUGGCUGGGUGCUCUAGUUCCACAUUGUUGUCACCAAGGCAUAGAUUGAGGAGUGAAGCAGCAGCACAGUUACAAGCUUGCCAUUUCCAGUUACCAGCAAUGAGCACACAGAGAUUGGACUUACCAUGCAGCUUUCCUCGGAAAGACACCUCUAGGUCACAACCCAUUAGGCCUGUGGGGCUUUCGGUGGAGAAAUCGAUCGAUUCGAAGACCAGCAGUUGUUCUCUGAAGCAGAGCAUCAGGCUGCCUCCUCUGGCUACCAGCGGUCCUGUGACAAGUGCAGCUCAGACGGCGGCGUUUGUGGAGGCGAGAAAGGAGGUUAAUGAUCAGUUUUGGGAGAAGAAGAGAGGUAAGAGCUUGAAGAGGUUUGCAGAGCGGGGCUCAGUGGAUGAUGAUGAGUCUUGCAUAAACAGAGCAAAGAGAAAAAAGGGUUGCUUUGAUAAUGGCAAAGGGGAUGAAGGUGGUGAUGGUUUGAGUUUAGGCCAAUUGGGUGCUGGGAAUUUUUGGUUUCAGCCUGAUUUCCAUGUGCCUCGGUCAGUUCAGUCAAUCACCACAGGCCUUGAUCCUCCUCCUGAACUUCCAUUCUCUUUGACAUGCUCAGGAGAUGAAGAGAGGGUUUGUUAUGUUCCAGCUGAAGCCAUUUCACAGCCUUUGCCAUUGUCAAACAAUCCUUGGUUGGAUUCAAUUGUGACUGAGAUCACUGACCUUGGCGAGAAGGACGCCGAAACUAGGCGUGGACUGGGAAGGGAAGCAUCAGCAGCAGCAUCGAGCGCUUCGUCGGAUAGCCAAAGCUUGGGUUUGAGGCUAAAUGAGAGUGCCUCUGAACAUGAAGCUGGUAAUGGGUCUAGAGAUCCUUAUAUCCCACAUGGAGGUGCAGGGGUUGAGGCAGAGGAUGAUGAUGAUGAUGAGAGUGAAGGAGAGCACCAGGAUUUUGAGCUUGUUAGCUUGCUUACGGCUUGUGUGGAGGCAAUUGGGUUGAAGAACAUUGCAGCAAUUAACCAUUUCAUAGCUAAGUUGGGGGAACUUGCUUCUCCAAGAGGAACCACCAUAAGCCGGCUUACGGCCUAUUACACUGAAGCUUUAGCUCUGAGAGUCACUAGGCUUUGGCCACAUGUGUUUCAGAUCACUCCUCCUAGAGAGUUUGAUAGAGGAGAUGAUGACUCUGGCAUUGCACUGAGGCUUCUAAACCAGGUUAGCCCAAUUCCAAAGUUUCUUCAUUUUACCUCAAAUGAGAUACUUCUGAGAGCUUUUGAAGGGAAGGACAGGGUUCACAUCAUAGAUUUCGACAUCAAGCAAGGGCUGCAGUGGCCUAGUUUGUUCCAGAGUUUAGCUUCUAGGGCCAAUCCACCAAGCCACAUUAGGAUCACUGGUAUAGGGGAGUCGAAGCAAGAGCUCAACGAGACAGGAGAUAGGCUUGCUGGAUUUGCUGGGGCAUUGAACCUGCCCUUCGAGUUCCACCCCGUUGUGGACAGGUUGGAAGAUGUGAGGCUUUGGAUGCUUCAUGUGAAGGAGCAAGAAAGUGUGGCAGUGAAUUGUGUUUUCCAACUGCACAAGACUCUUUAUGACGGGACUGGAGGAGCUCUGAGAGAUUUUUUGGGACUCAUCCGAAGCACAAACCCGACAAUAGUCCUCAUGGCAGAGCAAGAGGCUGAGCACAAUGAGCCUAGGCUGGAGGCAAGAGUCUCCAACUCAUUGAAGCACUACUCUGCCAUAUUUGACUUGAUUAGUUCUAGCCUUCCUUCGGAGAGCCAGGCCAGGAUCAAAGUGGAGGAGAUGUUUGCACGCGAAAUCAGGAACGUCAUUGCUUGCGAAGGAAGCGAUAGGUUGGAGAGGCACGAGAGCUUUGAGAAGUGGAGGAAGCUGAUGGAGCAAGGAGGGUUUCGAUGCAUGGGGAUAACGGAGAGGGAAAUGCUUCAGAGCCAGUUUCUGUUGAAGAUGUAUGCUGGUGAGAAUUACAAUGUGAAGAAGCAAGGACAAGAUGGAGCAGCAGCAGUUACUCUAGGUUGGAUGGAUCAGCCUCUAUACACAGUUUCAGCAUGGACACCAGUUGAUGUUGCAGGCAGCUCAUCGUCAUUUUCGCAACCAAGUUAAAUAGCCGCGGAUUUUAGUUUCUUCAUACAAAAAUUUCAUUCCAUUGUUGCAUACAGAAAAGAAAAGGGAUACAGAAUUCUUUGUAGGUAGGGGAAAUCUGUCAUUAGUAUUAUUCUUUCAUUCUUUCCUUGCAGAUAUAAGAUCGUCAGUCCGGUAGAGUCAGAACCAUUUAUUUUGUAAGAAGAAGAAAAAAAGUGACUAGGUUGAUAUUUUGAUUUCAAUUCUUUGCAGUCAGUGUUCUUUAGAAUUAAGUCAUUCUGAGUCAACUUGUGUUUAUUCUUUCAUUCUUUUAUAUGUAAGUUGAAAUUCUUUGUAAGUCAGUCAAGUCAUGUUAUCUAUUUAAUCUUUUGUUGUACUGGUAAUAAUGGACCAUGUAGCUGGAAAUUCCAUUGUCAUAUAUAAUAUGGUUGUUUUUGCUC